UAGGCGCUGCACAUGCGUACGUACCCCCUUCCGCCUCAAGUCAUUUUUGACAUACUUUUGCUGCCAUGUUGGUAGGGCCCUUAGUACCUUAGAUGGAAAAAAAAGGGAAACCGAAUGACAGUUUGACAUACAGCAGUUGUCUUUCGGAUUCCCUAUGGUCCCCUAGGAGGUAAAACGGGAGCUUGUCCGUCUGCAUUUGGCGGGCGAGCGGGGGUGGGGGGGGCCGAGGGGCUCUGCCACACUCAAGAUGGCUGUGAUGAUUCUGGCGAACGUAAUGAUACAAACCGGAAGAGGAAGUGCUACGGGCUACAGGAAGGAUCAGAUCAAGUUCCGAGCACAUGUGCGUGUAGUGACUGCUUCUCUGCGCCGGAGGGACCCCCAGCUGCUGACUUCAAGAUGGGCAAGAAGCCCAAAGUAGGGAAGACCCGAAGGGACAAGUUCUAUCACUUGGCCAAGGAGACUGGUGAGAAAAUUGGGGUGUAGUUCUGAUUUAUUUAUUUGUUUAUUCCCUUAAUAAACGACCCCAGUGUAUGUCUUGCCCUCAUUCCCAGAUACGCGGGGAUAGUAGCUCGACAGAGAGGAAAAGUCACUCUGUGUGGGUUCAGAGACACUCUUUCCCCUCUCUUUGCCCUGUGAGGUAGUUACUAUGGCUUAAGUCUUGGGCUGGGAUUGAUUUGUGGAUUAACGGGGGCCCCGGAGGGGUGGUUGAAGUUGAAACUGUUCCACUCCGGGAUAGCUGAGUCGAUAGAACAUGAGACUUAUAAUAAUAAUAAUAAAUAAAUCUCAGGGUCGUGGGUUCAAGCCCCACGUUAGGUGAAAGAUUCUCGCAUUGCAGGGUGUUGGACUAGAUGACCCUCUUGGUCCCUUCCAACUUUGCAAUUCUAUGAUUCCCUGAGGAGGCGGGGAGACCUAGCUGUAAGGUUUCUGCUGAGGAUUGGGUAAACAGUAACCGACUUAAACUUGUGGGAUGUAGAAUUAGGUUAAAGUUUAUAUUGAGCAUCGUCAACCUUUCCAAACCCAGGUUCCACUUUGGGGACCGAUUUCUUAAUAUUUUACCAUAUAUUAGCAAGGUGGCAGUGUAUCUGUUGCAACACACGUCGGAUCAGAUUCUGACCCACCUGUUGAAGAACCAUUGCUUUACAUGACUCUUAAGAGGAACUUUAUAAUGCUUAGGUAUAACUUGCAUAUGGGGGGGUGUGUUGUGUAAUCUUCUUGCAGAGGGCAAAAUAUUAUUAAUAACAACAACAACAAUAGCAGCAACAACAGUUGACAUUUGAUAAGUGCUUUCAGAUGUUCAAAGUGUUUUAGUUACCAUCUUUACAACAGUCCUGUGAGAUAAAUAAGUGUUAUUCCCCAUAAUGUAAAUGGAAGGGACUAAGAGGAAGUGGCUUACCUAAAACCACCUUAAUGAGUUUAUGACAGAGGCAAGAUUUGAACUGGGGGAUUCCCGAUUCAUAGCUUAGUCUCUUUAACCACUACACAAUGCUGCUGUUACGAUUCAAGAGCAGUGAGUAUCCAUUAGGCUUGCUUUAGAUACAGGUUGUCCUUCAAGGGAAGGACCAUAAUUCAGUGGCAAAACAGGCUUUCCAUGCAAAGGUCUACACUGACUAACACAAGCACUCCCCAGGGUUCCAUCCUUGGCAUCUUCAGGUAGGGGUAGGAAAGAUGCUUGUGUGAACGAUGGACACGACGGCACUUUUUCCUCUCACGCCGUUGGGCCCACUCUCACUUAGAUAAAUUUCCCCCAUCUCACUGAACAACCCUUUACUUGAAAUUUUCUUUUCCUUUCCUCUUAAAAUUCUAGCCCGAAGUAUCCUGUGGGGGACCUUUGUGAGGGGAUAUUUCGUAAGUAGGAGUCUCAGACAGGUUUUCUUUAAAUAAACAAUAAAGAUUUAUUUAAGGCAAGAUAGUAUAUAACACAAAUGGAUUAAACUUGGGUUACUUCAGGCGUACAGUAUGAUUACACUUUAAUUCGUCCUCAGUUUUGCGUUCUAGGUUUGGUUCUGGUGAUAUUUUUCUUUCAGUUAUCCACCCCCUUUAACAAUCCUGCUCCUGAGGUACCUUAAGCAAUAGACUCAAGGGCUCUCCACACCCCCUCCCUUCACUGGGUUUGGGAGUUUCUUCUUUUCCUAAGAAAAAUCUCUCCCCUCCAGAAUAGAUUUGAGUUCCAAGUAGGCUGUUCCUUUCCAGCUCCUACUUCUCCUGGCUCAACCUCUGCCUCCCAGUAAAAUUCUGGUCUAUACAAUACACUCAGAAGGGAAGUUGUCUUUUUCCAGAACCAACUCUUUCUCGAAUUCACUCUUUCUACCUCAACCUGUCUCCCUACCUAUCUCCCGACCUCUCCAACCCACUCACCCAACCUCACUCUACCUCCCACUGUAUCUCAAAUCCUUUCCUUUUAAAAACUCCCCCCUGGAACCACAGCCAAUCAGAGACUGCCAUUCAUUAACAAUUUGCUGGCAGGGAAAGAACACCCCCCACACUUUCUUUUGUUUUUGAUCCAACCGGUCCAGCAAAACUAACUUUUCCAUCACACCCCGGAUAGCUGUUUUUUGUCAGUCAGUGUUAUUGUAAUCAGCCUUUUGAGUCCCAAGACUUUCCUUUUGCACAAACACGCAUCUGGGGAGCCACUCUUUCAAUCUUAACUAUUAUAUUUGUACUGUGGUACAGCAGCUGGUGUGGCCUACCUUGUUAAGUUACAACUUAGCAGCAGGUCCCAGCCAGUUGGUUGAGGUUGGGCUAAUGAUGUACGAAGGCCGCUGCAGGCUGUAUAAAGCGGCUUCCUAUGUUAUCUAGGUUGGGUUAGCUAAGUGAUAUCUGGGCCACAUUCUUUUCUGGCUUAAAGUUUGAGGCACACUUCAGUCUUGCACUAAAGGGUAUGAGUAUUGGAUUGAUAGUGAGAUAGAUAGAUAGAUAGAUCAAUUGUUCUUGAUCAGCCCCUGGAACAAUGAGCAGCCAUUCUCCUUGCAUCUCCAGGAUAGCCCAUUAAAUACUACUCCCUAGUGGCCCACCCUCAUCUUGGCCAAAUAAGACAGUGUUCAAGAAUAGGACUUUGCCUUACAGGGUUGUUCCGGGGAUUAAUGGGGGAGGGGGAGAACUAUGUACACUACCUGAAGUUCCAUGGAGAAAAAGGGGGGAUAUAAAUGCGUUGAAUGAAUGAAUGAAUGAAUGAAUAAGGUCUAACUGGGCAUGGCAUGGUGCUCAUGCAUCCCUUUUCCAGGAUUCCGUUCCCGUUCGUCUUUCAAGCUCAUUCAGUUGAACCGCAAAUUCCAGUUCCUUCCAAAGUCUCGGGCGUUGCUGGAUCUGUGCGCUGCUCCUGGAGGAUGGUGAGUGACUGGCAAGAAGGGCAGGGGGCGUGUGGAGGUUGUUUUGUUCAGGAUUAGAGAAGUCUGGCUACUGGCAUGUUACUGGUACAGGUCACAUAUAUGAGGCUGUGUGGUUCUGACAGCUGGGGAAGAGCUUCCGAUAAACAAGAGUGAAAUAUGUUCAGUAUAGGCCAGUGAUAAUGUUGAAAUUUCAAGAUACUCAUUUGCUUUGGUCCUGUGACUUGUCCAUGAAAGGAUCCCCACUGUGGAGAUAUUUGGGGAAGUCAAGGUGAAGCGGACUGCCUCUGAGGCUUCAGAACCACCCCAAGGUUUGCAGCUGCCCUCAAGCUGUCCAUUAAUGAAAAAAAGCACCACCCAGAGAGGAAGUGGGGCUAAUUCUGUGAGCGACAACACUGGCUUCCAAUCAAGAAAUGCCUUCACCAAGGCUCCAUUUUUUACUUUGAAUCACUGUGCUUUUGGGAGGGGCAGAGAAAGGACCCCGUCAGAAGCAGAAAACAUUUUUAAAGAGAAAAAGCAUUUGGUCACCAGGCAAUAAUAUUUAUAUAUUGCUUAAUAUGCAAAACCCCUAAGCUGUUUACAGAACAUGCAGUAAAAUAAUUUCUCUCUCUCUUUAUAUAUAUAGAAUUUUAUAGCAAAUAAUGAUACAAAUCUCAUUCAUCAUGUUAUAUACAAUUAUUCUCCCUCCCCUCCUCUGGACUUCUCUCAACUUCCCCUCUGCUGAGUUACUUAGUUUUAUUCAUUGUAUCCUGCUUUUCCUACAUAUUUGGUCACCAGCAGCAAUAAUAUUUAUAUAUUGCUUAAUACGCAAAACCCCUAAGCUGUUUACAGAACAUGCAGUAAAAUAACCUUAAAAAGAAAAACGUACAUACAACGUUUAAAACAAAAAAUGCAAUGACAUACAUUAGUAAAAACAGAGAAGUCAUCAAUAAAACAUUCAGUUAAAUUCAAUAAAUAGCAAAACAGAACAAUGCGAUCAAUGGCAGUCUUUUAGUCAUAACUUCCUAAUCUCUGCACUCACCCUGCUGAAAUUCCGUUGUGGCGACCAUAACCCAGGUUUAAGGUGGCACUUGGCAAUUAGCUUAUAUACCUGAGUUUCUAAAACUGGUCUAGGCAUUUCUUGGUCUCCACACCCAUCCACCCACCCAUUAUAAUCAGUAGGGAAGACAUCCAAAGGCUUUUUUUUUGAAACCACAAUUUUAUUAAUCUAGAUUUUCAAGGUAGCCUACAAAAUAGAACCAUAAAACAGACCAAAAACAUCAGAAACAAAACCAAUUAUCGUAGCAAGAGUAAAAAUAAAAAAGCAGUAGUUAUAAGAUCAGUUAACUGAUCUUAUAUCCAAAGGCUUUUGAAAAUGAGGCAAGGGUGCUUUGGAUUUGAGGUGAAGCGCGACUCUGUCUCAGCCAAGACAAAUAUUUGCUGUUUUUCUUAAGGGCACAAAAUACCUUGCAUCGGUAGCCUGCCCAACAUUUGCUUGCUUUGGUCCAGUCCAGAGGAAGGGGCAAGCCGUUGGCUUGAUUUCAGGUUGUGCUCAAGAUAAAGGGUUCCUGGGAAAAUGGACUCUCUUGCCCGGCUCUGCAGUUCUGAGAAAAGAAGAGAAGAGAAGGGCGAGGGCUCCUCCCUGUUGCACUAAGUCUCUUGAGGCUUUCAUCAGGGGCUGCAUGCCUGCAGUGGGGCAGAGCCAGAGCCAAAAGUGGUUGGAGCUACCCUUCUUUUAUUUCCUUUUCUGCCACCACCUCUCUUCCCACCCAGCAUGCUGCAGAGGGAGGGAUAGAUUGCUAGCUGUCAGUUCAGGUUUCUGGGAAGAGUUGAGGGCUUUUGAAGUUAGGCACAGGCCUGUAGGUUGACCACCCCUCUCCUGAAGAUUCCCUGACUCUGCCUUCGCAGAGCAUGUUUUGUAGGCCCGUGUUUGCACAGAUUAUCAGUAAUCUUCGAAACAGCCCUAUAGAACAGACUGGAAAGAAUAUUUUUGUGUUACAAAUGCACACAUGCAUCCAGAAGAUUGUACUUUGUCUUAUUAUAAUUAAUUUAAGAUUUGGACAGAGAGCCUCCUGGGUCAGAGCAGCCUGUCUUUAACCACUGUGCAACAUUAACUGGCGUUCAUUUGAGAUAAGAUUUGAUUUUAAUUAAGAGCCUCCUGGAUCACACCUCACUAUCUUUAAUCAUUACAUAAUGCUGGUUGACAUUCAGAAAGUCUUGGUGCUGGGGUAAGAGCAGGAAAGGUUUAGCGUUGCGGAGGCAACUCAGAUUUUAUCAAAUGAACCAGGUUUGUUCUCACUCUUUGGGUGUCAUUGUUGACUCGCUCAAAGGUAGACCUGAUUCUGUUCUUCCAACAGGUUGCAGGUGGCUUCAAAGUUUAUGCCUGUGUCCAGUCUUAUAAUUGGUAAGUAGCCUUGAUGGGGGAAGAAGAGAGCCCUAAUCUUGCCUAGCUUCCCAUUUCCCAACCCAGAUGUAUCUAGGGAGCUCACAAGAAGGGACAUGAAUCAUAGAAUUGUAGAGCUGGAAGGGACCCCAAGGGUCAUCUAGUCCAACCCCCUGCAAUGCAGGAAACUCGGCUGAAGCAUCCAUGACAGAUGGCCAUCCAACCUCUCUGCCACUGCUGCUCUCCCAGGUGUUCAGAGACACACUGGCUAGAGCCAAGAUAGGGAACCCGUGAUUCACUCAAAUUUAAUGGACUAGAACUCCAGCCAGCGUGACCAGGGGUCAGAAAUGAUGGGAGUUGUAGUUCAGCAGAGCCUGGAGUGCCACAGGUCCCCUACCCCUGCAAGGGAGGGAGGAUGGAGGGGGUGAUGUACACAAAAGGAUCGUGGCUUUUCAUUUGCAUAGUAAAGAACAUUGUGAACUCUCCACAUACAUUAUCUUUUUGCACAUCCUCUGUAAGGUAAGUAAAAUCCCUGAUGAGAGGCUGAGAGCAAGGGGCCUGCCUAAAAGGAUCCCCACUCAGAUUCCUGCAUUGCAGGGGGUUGGACUGGAUGACUCUGGGGUCCCAAAUCUACAGUUCUAGGCUUCUAUGUCCAUGGAAGAGAGCGUAUUUGAAGCAGGUUCAUUUCCUGGUUCAGAGCCCUUGUUUCUUAAUUGCCAGGUCAUGCCAGCUCUCCUGAGCAGGCAAAGGAAGCAGUGGCAGGGGGCUGGGUGUGCACUGAGCAAGUUGCCCUACAGCAGGGCUGGGGAGCCAGGCUUUGGUGGACUCCAGAUCCCAUCAUCCCCCAGCUGGCGUGGCCAGGGCUGAGGAGAGUUGUUGCCUUCCUGCAAACUGGAGGGCCAGCUCCUUCAUCGCUGCCACAAAGCGUAAAAGGGGUUUCCUGAUGCUUCACACGUGAAAGCAAAGCACAUUGGUAGAGUACGUGCCUCAGGUCCCAGAGUCGACCCUUUGUUUAGAAGGAUUUCUAGCAGAAGGAAAGACCACCUGCGGUAGGGCUUGGGAAGCUGCUGCAAGCCAGAGUGGGCAGCACUGGGCUAGGUGCAAUAGCAGCCCCUGCGGUAGGACAGAGCAGCCUUCCCUGGAUAGGGUGGCAGCAGAAUUGGGCGACGUGGCUUCCCCUGGGGGUCUAUCUAGAGCAGUGUUUCCCAAACUUGGGUCCCCAGCUGUUUUUGGACUACAACUCCCAUCAUCCCUAGCUAGCAAGACCGGUGGUCAGGGAUGAUGGGAACUGUAGUCUGGAGAGCCAGGUUUGAGAAACACUGAUCUAGAGGCACUGAUUGUUGUCCGCUUAGGUAUCUUCACAUGUACACAUGUACUUAUUGAUCUGUACAGCCCAGCUGCCUUGUGCUCAGACUAUGCCCUUGUUGAAUGUUGCAGCUCAGUGUAUAGCUCAGCUAGGGUGUACACUGAUUGCACACUCUUUGAAUGUGACGCAUUAACACCCUCUGUAUAUAAGGCAGUUUUGCCUGUAAUGGGCUAUGCUGCAGAAGUUGGGCAGUGAGAUUCCUGGCACUUUCCCCCCUAAAUAAUCCUCUUCCCCCAUAUUUCCCUCCCUGCUUCCUCCCGUGUCUUUGAUUUCAGGGGUUGACCUGGUUCCUAUAAAGCCCAUUCCCAAUGUGGUAACAAUGCAGGAAGACAUUACCACGGAGAAGUGUCGCCAGGUAACUUGCUCUCUUUUUCCGGUACCCACGCCCUGAUUCCCUGCACAGCUAAUUUUAGUCUUCCGUCUCGCCUGCCUUUGCCAUCCUCAUCUCUCAUCUGUUUGUUUGGAGAAUUUACAUACUGGAUUUCAUGCUUAUUUGUUUUUCAAUGAAUAAAUCCCAGGGCAGGUAGCAUUUAAAAAUGGAGAUAAAAGCAUAAAACGCAACAAGGUCUAAAAACACAAGAACAAAAUGCCAAGUUAAUAAAGCAGAUUGAGACUCUUCUGUGUUCUUGUCUGCUCUCUCUACCUCACUCUCUGUUGCUCUCUCACGCACACCAAGAACAUAGCAGAAGAAAAGCCCUGCUUUUUCAGGCCCAUGGCCCAUCUAGUCCAGCAUCCUGUUCUCACAGUGGCCAACCAGAUGCUUGUGGGAACCCUGCAAACAGGAUCUGGGUACAGUAGCCCUCUUCCCACCUGGAAGUUGUGGCUAGGAGCCUUCCUUUCCCAGUGACAUCCUGCCCUCUGCAAUGAGGCGGAGAUGUUUUGUCCUUGGUGAAUUCUGUCACAUACUUCUCUGUGUAAUACUCAGCUAGGUAUUGCCCUGAAUUCAGUCUCUCUUUCUCUCUCCCCAUCCCCCAGGCCCUACGCAAGGAGCUGAAGACGUGGAAAGUGGAUGUUGUGCUGAACGAUGGGGCUCCCAACAUGGGAGCCAGCUGGGUACAUGAUGCGUUUUCCCAAGGUGUGGAGCUUUCCUCCCAGGGGUGCUGGGAGGGAGCAGGCGGUCUUCUCGCCGGCAGCACAUGCGGGCUGUCUCCUGAAGGAGAAGCAGGUGGCUGAGCGGCAUAUCCAGAGCUGCGUGCAUAGAGCGCCUGACCUGUCUAUCACUGUUGGGUACAGGAGCAGCAAUGAUUCUCGUGCGCACAGGACAGGCCGUGCGAGUCCCAAUGUGCAUGUAGUGUCAGUUUUGCAAGAACCCCCUUGGCCACAUCGUCCAUCUGCUGCAAAUCAUAUAAUACAUGGUGGAGUUGUGACCCUGCGUUUGACACCAGUGAGAGCUCAGCCUCAGAUGGGACUGUAAAGUCACAUUCUUGUGCUGCCCUUCCUUCCCCUGAUCUUGGCCGUUGAGAAAGAGAGGCCUGCAUCAGAGCAUAAGGGGUGUGCCAGAGCAUGGGCCUUUUAAUCUUGCAGUAGUUUAAAACCCAUGCUCUGGCUGCUUCCAGGUUAGACUACUGCAGUUUUGGAACUCCCCCCGCUACACUGGUUGCCCCCUCCCUCUCAGCACUGUCCUUUUUUUGGCUGCCGUCUAAAGGGGCAUUUGUCUAUUCAGUCACUUGGAAGUGAGAUUAUGGGGCUCUGUAGAAAACUGGAGACCGCGUACGAUUUUAUUCAUCGCUGUGUGCUGCCGUGUGGUCGUUGGAUGAAGGGUGGCUCAGUCGGUAGAGCACAAGACUCUUAAUCCAUGAAGUUUAGAAAGCAAGUUAAUAAUGAUAAUAUUUGGGGCUGCUUUUAAAGAUUUAUUAUUGGCCAGCUGAAUGCUAAGCAUGCGCAUGGCGCUUUCGAAGGAUGCUUAAAAUAAAUUUCUCUUGCAAUCCGUACAACAACCCUGUAAGAUACAUAAGUCUUGUUAUCCAUAUGUUGCAAAUGAUUUGGGGGGGGGGUGAGUGUUUUUGUGCGUAAACGUGCUGGUGGAUUGAGCUAAAUGCCAAGUUGGCUGCCCUUGCCACCCAUUUCCCUGGCACCGUCUCAUUCCCUUUCCCCCUCUGCUCUCCCUUUAGCAAACCUCACACUGUCGGCGCUGAAGCUGGCCUGCGACUUCUUGGCCAAGGGCGGCUGGUUCAUCAGCAAAGUCUUCCGUUCCCAGGACUACCAGCCCCUCCUGUGGAUCUUCCAGCAGCUGUUCCGCAAAGUCCAGGCCACCAAGCCCCAGGCCUCGCGUAAUGAGUCUGCCGAGAUCUUUGUGGUCUGCCAGGGUGAGUCCACAGAGAGGGGGAAGUGGGCACAAGGCGGACACAGAACAAGAUGAGCAGUGGGAGGCUUGGUAGCAUCAUGGCUUUAGCCUCGCAAACUGCAUUAAUUGAUUGAUCAUUUCAUUCCUGUAUUGCUUAAUACAUUAAAAAUAUCUAAGCGGUGUAUACAGAUAACCGAAGCGACAACAGACAACUUAAAAAUACUGCAAAAAUAUGCAGUUACAUAUAAUCAUGUUAGGUUAAUACGAAGUUACUAAUACCUAAAAUUCAGUAUAUAGUGGUACCCUGGACAUCGAACGGAAUCUAUUCCAGAAGUCUGUUUGACUUCCAAAACGUUUGGAAACCAAGACUUGGCUUCCGAUUGGCUGCAGGAAGCUCCGCAUCAGACGUUCAGCUUCCAAAGAACGUUCGCAAAUGGGAACACUCACUUAAGAGUUUGCGGCGUUUGGGAGUCAAAACGGAUGAGUACCAAGGUGUUCGACAACCAAGAUACGACUGUAAAUUCAUUUUCUCUUCUGCUUCCACUUCCCCCUCCAGGCUAUUUGGCUCCAGAUAAAAUCGACAACAAGUUCUUUGACCCCAAGUUCGCCUUCAAGGAAGUGGAGGUGCAGGCCAAAUCGGUCACUGAGCUGGUGUCCCAGAAGAAGCCCAAGGUUAGUGGACAAGCAAACCUUAAGGAGAUCAGUUUAUCUUCAUUUUAAAAUAGCUAACUGGCCAAAACACAGCCUCCAAAGGACCUUUCUCCACCACCUUGCCUUCUCUGAUUUUGCUCCAGAAUUGCCCUUCUCUGACCUUGUAAGGUUAAGGAGCUGCAAAGGAAGUGGAGUAAGGCUGGGCAAUAUCUGGUUCACAGCAUUGCAGUAUACUGAUAUAUUGCAAUGUCUGAAAUUAGGAUGGAGCCAUGCAGAGGCGUUGGCUGGCUUCGCGGCUUUUCCUGCAUGGUGAAUUUUGCUGGAGCCUGCUCUUGUGAUUCGCUGCCCCCCACAGGAGAUGGGGGAAAGCUGGGCCAGCAGUUAACAGGGUUCGCAGGAAGAGAAGUACAGUGGUGCCCCGCAAGACAAAUGCCUCGCAAGACGAAAAACUCGCUAGACGAAAGGGUUUUUCGUUUUUUGAGCUGCUUCGCAAGACAAUUUUCCCUAUGGGCUUGCUUCGCAAGACGGAAACAUCUUGCAAGUUUGUUUCCUUUUUCUUAACAGCGUUAAUACAGUUGUGACUUGACUUCGAGGAGCAACUCAUAGAACGCGGUGUGGUAGCCUUUUUUUAGGUUUUUAAAGACUUUGGUGAUUUUUGAAGCUUUUCCAAAACUUUCCCGACACCAUGCUUCGCAAGACGAAAAAAAUCGCAAGACGACAAAACUCGCGGAACGAAUUAAUUUCGUCUUGCGAGGCACCACUGUAUUGGCUAGCCUCACGGUUUUUCCCACAUUGCGAUUUUUGCACAGCACGCACAGACCGUGAUUUGAUAUACUGUAUAUUGCCAGGUCAAAAUUUAUAAAACUAGUAUCACAAUAUGGACUUCAAACUGGUUUGGGAUGAUAUAUCACCCAGCCCUAGUGUGGAUUGCUUACAAAGUCUGACCGUCUUGCAUUAGAUUUCUACUUUGGAUACUGACUUCAAAUUUCCACGCUUUUGCUUGGGCACAGUGCUAACCUGUGGCUUUGAGGCAUCAGUGGGAACAAAAAAAUUCCAUCGUUAAACUAUGGAACUUAACUCCCACAAGAGGCAGUGAUGUCCAGCAGCUUGGCUGGGUUUAAAAGAGGAUUGGGCAAAAUCAUGGAGGAUAUAGGGUUAUGCUCUACUGCCAAAGUCAAGAGGCAGUUAUGCCUCUGAAUUCCAUUUUCUGGAAACAGUAGGAGAGGAUGGUGCUGUCGUGCUCAAUUCCCGAUUGUAUGCUUCCCACAGGCAUACAAUUGGAUGCUGAGAACAGGUUGCUAGACUAGAUGGGUCAGUGGCCUCAUCCAGCAAGGUUCUGUUAAAAUCCUUGGUACCCGUGGUGGACCUGUUAAAGGGUAAAAGAGUAUUGGGAAAUGAUCCCUAAUGAAUUGAAAAAAAUGUUUAAAAGUACUUUUCCAAAAAAAACCAAAAAACAGAAUCCUUUUUGUUGGAGAUAUUUCAGACGGAAAUUCCCAGGUGUCAGAAAAGGUUAUUUAUGUAUGCCACUACUGCGGCCCCAAAAUGGAAAAUGAGCGAGGUCCCAACCAAAGAAUUGCAACUUAAGUUGACAGAAUAUGCUCAGCUUGCAGACUUAACAUAUAGAACAGGGGUUAGCAACCUUUUUCAGCCGUGGGCCGGUCCACCGUCCCUCAGACCAUGUGGUGGGUUGGACUAUAUUUGGGGAGGGGGGUGAACAAAUUGCUAUGCCCCACAAAUAACCCAGAGUUGCAUUUUAAAUAUAAGGACACAUUCUACUCAUGUAAAAACACACUGAUUCCCAGACCGUCCGUGGGCCAAAUUGAGAAGGUGAUUGAGUUUUGAUGGAUGUAAUAAUGGAAUACUGAAUGGUUUAGUUUGUGUAAAAUACGCAGGCAUUUUUUGAUAUGAAAAAUGAACCAUGGAAAGAGAAGAAGGGAAGUCAUUGAUAUUUUAUGUUUAAAUGAGUAUUCUAAAUUGUAAAACAAAAUGUAAUAAAAAUUAUAUAUAAAAGAUAAAUAAAAUCCUUGGCAUCAGGAAAGUCAAGAGAAAAAGGAGGUUGAGGUUGAGGUGAGUGGCAUGGAGGCGCACGACUAGCCCGUCUCUGCUCCAUAGUCUCAUGGCUUUUCUCCUCAUUUUUAUCUACUGUUCUUUCCAACUAGGCAGAGGGAUACGAAGAUGGCACCACAAUUCUUUAUAACCGCUGCACACUGACGGACUUCCUGAAGGCCCCCAACCCUGUGGACUUCCUGGCAAAGGCCAGUGAGGUGAGCACGCAGGUGGCCGUGACCGGAGAGUUGCAUAGCGUGGGGUGGGGAGGGCUGAAUGUUGGUGGCAGCGGCUGGUUCAUCAGGAGGGUGGUAGCAGCAUUAGACACCGGAGAACCUGGAGGUUUUGAGUUGGAGGGGUUAUUAGCUGCCAGAACCUGAAAGGUGCUCCAAUCCUGCCGUUGCUUAUGAUAUCUUAGUACGGCUUCAGUUUGGUCUUCCUGUGCAGGGUAAGCAGGUUCUACUGAUGAGGCUCAUUAACAUAGGGCAAAGCCCUUUGGAUGGAUAAAGCAAUCGGUGCCUCUCUCAUCCCCUUGCCGUUCCUAGAUUGUCUUCGACAGCGAAGAGCUGGAACGCCACAGCGCUACCACUGAGGAAGUGCGUCACUGUUGCCGGGACAUCCGUGUUCUGGGCCGUAAGGAGCUCCGGUAUGUUCCUCCUUUAAGGGGUAGGACUUGGGGUGUAGGGAAUGGAGGAACAAAGCCCACCUUUUGUUGGAGAGAGAGGUUUUGAAGAGAUUCCUACUCUCCAGCAGAAGAGUUAAACACAAUGGCAGUUGCUCCAAAGCACAUUAAAUCUCGGUUAGAUUUGCAUCUGCCUUCAUCCACCUUUAAGAAAAUGUUCCCCAUGAGAAAACUUAGGCUAGAAUAAAUAACAGACACUUGACUUUGCAAAUAAGUGAGUGUUUUACUCACAAUAGUUUCUCAGUGUUACAUGUCCCCGUCCACUGGCAGUGCAGUGAAGAUGAAAAAAGGUUCCAAACAAUCUUUGAGUUAGCAAAGAUGCAGACUUUAAAAUCUCAUUUCAGAGAGAUUCAGUUCACUUGCCGAGAGCCAUGGCUUCUUGCUUGUUCCAGUAAGCUGAGAGGAAGGGGCGGGGGGGGGGGCAGAACCAGCUGAGAGCCUGCUAAGCCACACCCACUUGCAACCUGAGCAGGUUCACUCUUUCAGGCGUGCAAGUGUGACCCAGUAACUAUAUAUUAUGGCACCUUUCACGUCCCAGUCACAGAAGCAGCUUCACUCAGGCCCCCUGAAACUAUGGGCAGCAAGAACAUUCAAGCAGCUAUGCUAGAUCACCACCCAUCUAGUUUGCCAGGCAUUGCCCACAUACUUCCAGUUCACAGUCAAAAAGGCUAGAAACUGUUUUGAAAAAUCUAAAUUGAAUGAUGCACCCAGUUCCCAUUAUGAACUGUUUCUGCACUCCAGCUGAAUCGUGGCACAAACACACACCCAGCCCUGGAAACUGGGACAAAAGUAAGCAGAAGGGACUUUCUAAAUCUCUCACUGAAAGUCCCAGCUCCAUAGUAGCUACUGGUCAAGGCCCUGCAAUCACCAUCAACUGCCAGAAAACAGGUGGGCAGGCAUAGAGUCUGACUGUCGUCUUCUUUGCGUUGCUCAGGGGCCUGCUGAACUGGAGGACGAGGCUGAGGCGCUUUCUUGUCAAGAAGCUGAAAGAGCAAGCCAAGGAAAUAGAUAUCAAGUAAGAGGGGCGGGGAGGGGGCUGGUGACGUUCUGCUUACAGGGCAGCCAGCUAUAUAGGCUGGGGGAAGAAAGUGGGCUGGAUUUGCAAAGCCUUUUUCCCCUGUUUUCAGCUUGAGCUCUGGCGAGGAGGGCGAAGGGGAGGACGAACCGCAGCCUGAGCGGACGAGUCAAGAGACCCCGAGCAGAGAGGAGCCAGACGAGAAAGAAGAGGAGGAGGAGCUGGAGCUCAAACUGGCAGAGCUCAAGGCCCAAGAGAUGGCCGAACUGAAGAGGUGGGUGGUUUUUGCAGCCCCAAAUUGCCAGCUCCAUUUGUGCCUGAUGACAAAGGGCUGCAAGGAGGGACCGCGUGGCGUUCCAGAACUUCUAGGGGAAGCUGGUUGACAGGUGGGCGGGGGCUGUGGGAAGCCUGGAACGGAAGAGAUGCCACUCAUGCACAGGCCACCGGAGAGCAGUGUUAGAAACUCGGGUAUAUAAGCUGGGCACCCUUAUGGCUUCUUAAACCAGGAUUACAGUUGCUGAAACGGAAUGCCUAGUUGACAGCUCAAAAGUACUAUUUUUCAAUAUGACUUUUUGGUGUCUGAAAUUCAUUCUGGUUGUGCAGAUAAAAUAUCACGAGAUGUGUUGCUACUGUGUGAAAACAGUCAAGCUCCAAGUGUCCCCAGGCAUGCAACUCCAAAUGGUGGAGACAUCAGGCGCCAUCAUGGUACCCAGGCAUCUUCACUUGUUCACAAGUGACCGAUGGCCAGGUGCCAAGUGCGUCUGGGGAAUUUUAAACGUUGGCCCAGGGGGUGGGCCAUCUUCCUCUUUCUCACUGCUGCCCUUGUAGAACUCUUUGUCAGCCUGGAUAGCUCACUCGGUUAGAGCGUGGUGCUGAUAACACCAAGGUUGCAGGUUCGAGCCUCAUAGGAGACAGCUGCAAAUUCCUGCAUUGCAGGGGGUGAGACUAGAUGAUCCUAGGGGUCCCAUCCCACUCUACAUUUCUGUGAUUCUGUGGACUCAGCAGGGGAUGAAAGUAGCGUUAGUUGGCUCUGCCUGCCAUUGGCUCCUGCUCCAACUAUUGUUUGGGCCCUCUGCCUUCCGUCCCAGCCAUUCCAACGGUCUCCAUCCACCACGUCACCAUCUUUUUCUUCGCCAACACCAGGAAGAAACGCAAGAUCCUGCGUGAGCGACGGCGGCAGCGAGAGCGCGUUGAGCUCAAGAUGGAUCUUCCCGGCGUUUCUGUUGCCGAUGACGGUGACACCGGCAUGUUCUCCCUCCGGGCCAUCAGCAAAAGUCAGGUAAGCAGGAAGCGUUGCAAACAUGCAUUCAAAGUGCGGGCCCUGCAGGAUCCGUCUUAGUCCAUCUUUCCACCACCUGAUGCCCUCCAGAUACUGUUUGCCUGCCAUUGCCCCCCAGCCAGAAUGAGCCUGUUCAUUGUUACUGGCAGGUGAGGCCCACUCGGUGGCUCCUGCUCUGAAGGUGGCCAGUGCAGGGGCCUGUGGAAGAGCCUUUUUGGUGGUGGCUCCACAGUUGUCAUGUGUCUUUACAGCAUCUUUGUUUUGGCAGCGGGUGGAGACACACCUCUUUCAUCAAGCUUCUAGAGGUGUGAUGAGUAAAGCCAGUUCUAAGUAUGAUACAAGUUCCUCCUAAUUCACAUAUCCUGUUGAACCCGUGAUGCUUGACCCACCUAUGUGCUUGGAGGGAAGUCCAUAAUUUAGGAGCUGCCAUGGAGAAUUCCCACUUCUGAGGGCAUGGAACUACCAAAAGUCCCUCUCCCCCAUUUAUAACACACAAAAGGGUCUGCUACGCUAAUGAUUCUGUUUUGUAGCGUCUUGUUUUGUUGCACAUCGCCCUGUGCCUGUUGCAAUUAAGGGCAAUUAAAACGCCUUAAUAAACAAGGAGAACUUCUAUCAUUUAUAUUUGUCCAUUUAGUACAUUUAUACGCCACCAAGGAGCUCCAAGUUGUACGCAUGGUUCUUUUUCACCCGACCAAAAAAAUAAAAUAUCGUCUCAGCAGCCCUGGGGCCCAAGGUCACCUGAGUGGGGGUUCAAACCCUUGUCUCCCACAUCUUAGUCUGACACUCUAACCAUUGCACUACACUGUCUGCGUAGGGUGAGCAACUCGGAAGAGUGGCGGCAGCUCCCAGCGGUAAGGAGAACUGCCCUCUAAGACGGUCCCGCCUUCCUUUGACACAUUCCAUACACACACCUGUGCCUCUUCCACUUCUAGUUGCUGAAUGAGGUUUUCAAGGGAGACAUGGCAGCCGCAGAUACCUUCGUGGCGACAGCAGCAGGUGCAGACGACGACCUCUCGCUUUCGGAAGGGGGAGACUCCGACGACGACAUGUCUCUGGCCAGCGAGUUGGACGAGGAGGAGAUGGCGGAGGUUGAGGAGCGGUCAAGGCAGAUGAAGCGGGCCCAGGCCCCACAGCUGAGGUACUCAAGGGGGUGGGAGGAUGCAAGGUGGGUUGGCUCCAGGAAUGAGGUUGGCUUGACAUUCUGGAGGGAGGUGGAGAAAGACACUGCGGGUGGUCUCCUCACCUGAGCAGCACUAAACCUGGGGGUGAAAAUUACUGCAAGAUCAUGACUCCCCCUUCUGUGGAAAAGAAGGAUCCGCAUGGAGAGAGAGAGCGAGAGCGCAGGAACCUGGGGGGCUGGAAAAUCAGGUGGAAUUACAGUGGUGCCUCGCAAGACGAAAUUAAUCCGUUCCGCGAGUGUCUUCGUCUAGCGGUUUUUUCGUCUUGCGAAGCAACCCUAUUAGCGGAUUAGCGCUAUUAGCGGUUUAGCGGCUAUUAAAGGCUUAUUGGCUUAUCGGCUUAGCUGCUAAAAGGCUAUUAAAGGCUUAGCGGCUUAGAAAAAGGGGGGGGAAAGCGAAAAAAAAAUCUCAAGACUUGCAAGACAUUUUCGUCUUGCGAAGCAAGCCCAUAGGGAAAUUCGUCCUGCGAAGCAACUCAAAAACGGAAAAACCUUUCGUCUAGCGGGUUUUCCGUCUUGCGAGGCAUUCGUCUUGUGGGGCACCACUGUAUUACCUUGCUGACCUCGAAAGCCAAACUGUUAUCUAUUUGUGAUUUUAUUUUUUUAAUGCCUCACACAAAUAGUUGAAGAUAAAACUCUGCUUGUCAGGUUGGCAACAUUUGAACAGUAAGUGUUGUUUGCAAGCUCCUCCAAGCAGCAUCUGCACGAAGUCCUCUCGCCUUCUCAGUCAAGAUUGAAUUAUUUGAAAUAACCAAGUAACUGUCAACUGCCAACUACCACCUCCUUUCCGCAACGUCAUUUAUUGAAUGUGAAUGCAAUGUACUGGAAGAUCAUGUAUCCCCCUUCUGUGGAAAAGAAGGAUCUGAAUUCGGAGAGGGAGAAAGAGAAAGGGGGGAGGAGCAGGACAGGAGCUGGGGCGCUGGGCAGUCAGGUGGAGUUACUACCUUGAGGGUCUGCUUUCUAGAACGAUUGCUAGAAACAAGGAAAAAGACACCACGAAAACACUGACAUAGAAAGCCCAGCUUGCCUUUAUUCUGCUCCCAUCCCUGGAGAUAAAGGAAUUGUUUUGGUUUGGUUUUGUUUUGUAAGCUGCUUUAAACAGUGUCAGACCAUUGCUCCAUCUAGCUCAGUAUUGUCUACACUGACUGGCAGCAGCUCUGUCGGAGUUCAAGCAGGGGACAUCCCAUCCCCACCUGCCGAUGCCGGGGACUGAACCCAGAACCUUUUGCGUGCAAAUCAAAAGCUCUUGUCAACGAGCUACAACCUUCCCCACCCCCACCCCCAAAUGCUCAAGGCAAUAGGGUGUGGGCAGAUAUUCCUCAGUCGCCUGUUAACCCUCAAUAUGCCUCUUAGGAGGGAUUUCAUUAUCCCUCCCAAGUGGGAGUUCCUAGUCCUCCAACAGCAGUAGGGAUACACCUGUGAGUCCAACCAAUCUCCCUCCUACCCAUCGCCGGUGGGCUACAGGUGGGUCUGCUGUGUUUCCAGUGCUUCGAGCUCUGCUGGAGUUCUGGCCAAUGUGUUUACAGGGUUGCCAAGGAAGAGGAAGAGGAGAGCGCAGAGGCAGAGAACCCACUUUUGGUGGCACUAGAGAGCAAGGAGGAGCGGCAGGAACAUCAAGCAAGUCUGUGGUUUGGCAAGGUGAGCAUCUCCUGAUACGGAGGAGGUUCUUUGGCCUCCUCCAUGACCAAUGAUGGCUUAGCUCAGGACUGGGUGACCUCUGGCCCCGCCCAGUGUUGCUGAACUGCAGCUCCCAUAGAUCCCUGACAACUGGCCGGGCUUGCUGGGGCUGAUGGGAGUUGGGAGUUCAACAACAACAUCUGGAGGGUGGCAGCUUCCCCACCCCUUGGUCUAGUGGGAACGCUAAGAACAUCAUUGUUGGGGUGUCAUGUUAGAUUGGCUCAGCUUUCCAGAUGGGUGCCCUGCAGCUAGAGUAGGCAGCUAGCUAUUCCAGGAAGCAGCACCUUGUUUGGGCAAGGGAAGCUUCUAGCUGUGCCCUUGAUUUUUGUGUUUUCUGCUGGCCAGGAAGCGUUUGCUGGGAUUGAUGACGAUGCUGACGAGGCACUAGAGAUUGGGCAGGCACAAGUCCUGUCCCAGAACCGGGCAGAACCUCCCCCAGGUAAGCCACAUAUUUGAGCCUGAAGGAUGCCAAAAUCUAUCCGUCCUCGAGCGACUACAUGCAGACUUCCAGUGUCUGCUGAUUUCAGGGGUGACAGCAGAGCUAGCAACUUCUUGAACAGUGGUAGGAUUUACAUUGCCUUCCGUAACCAGAAGAGCUAAUAUUGAAUCCAGGAUUGAGGACUGAUUUGCUAUUGCAGAAAAUCCUGUGAAUAUAGACUGCUGAUAAGCUGUUGGUUUUUCACUCUCUCACCAUAUAAGAAGGGAUUUCGUAUACCAAGCUUGGCAUCCAUGUACACUGGUGGAGAAAGGAGUGCGGGGGAAGCACCCCGCCCCCGGCAGCGCAAUGCCAGCAAGGUGCCAUUUCAGCUUCCCCCCUAUGCGCUGCGUGCCCCACCCCCGCAGGCGGCGCGCCAUGCCCCUGUGGGCGGCACACCCCGCCCCCACGACGCACGCCAGCCCUGCCCCCACCUGCUCUCCACCCCCCCCAGUACUGGAGCAUGAAACUCUGCCACUGUCCGGUGUAUGUGAAUCUUGACUCUCUGGUGCUGAGCCUCCUUCUUCGUUCCCUCCCCCCCCCCAUCACGCUUGCCCCAGGACAGUUAGUUCAGGAUGACUGAUGGAAGGCGAGGGAGAGAUUUUCUCACCCUGUCUGUGGUUUUCUCUUAUACAGCCUCCAAAAAUACAAAGAGGAAAAAGACGCAGCCCCGCUCUGGUGCUGCGCUCGAGACGACACUCGAGGUAGGCCCAAAGCCUGAAGGUCCUACAGGUGCAGCUGAGGGGAAGGGUUCUGACACGGGGGAGAGUGACAGCAGCGACAGUGAUGACGAAAGGUGAAGUCCUUUUAAAAUAAAUGCAUUUUUAAAAAAUUAAUUUUUAAAUUUUACAUCCCACAUGAACAUCUUUCAACAUACCAACUGCACUGCUCUAGAAGAUGAAAUCACAUUCCUGUGUUUUAGCCCAAAAAGUCCUUCCGCAUAUUGUCAUGAUAUUUUGGUGGACUGCACAUACCGUCCUCUAUUUCUCUUGUGCUGCUGCUCUAGGUUUCUUUUAAAAAAUCACUGUUUCUACGCACUCUCUUUCCAUUGCACUCUCGUGCUUAAUACCUGUUGCCUCACUUACACAAAUCCUUCUUAGAAUCACCUUCAUCGCCUCCCAUGAUGUUGCAGCUGAGAUCAAAGUAGGAUUUUAGUUCUGAUGCCAUGCAUCCAGCUAUUAAAUCAUGCUGUGGUCAAGGAUCAGUGGGAUUGCUGCUGUUCCCAACUGUCUUCAUCUGCUGCUAUAUUGUUAUGUUUGGUUUUGGUAUUAUUGUGCAUUGUGUUUUGAGCUGCCUCUGGGUUGUUGUUUUUUACAAGCAAAGGUGAGGUAUAAAUAUUUUCAGUUAAAUUGAAAAUAUAGCAGCGGAGUGCUGUCUGUUUAGAGACAUCUCCUUAAUUUGGUCAGUGAGACUUAGCCGCUCUAUGCAUUACUUCAUUAUUUCAUUUUUAAGGCUGCCUUACCUCUGAAGAGGAUUAAACAUUGUGCAAUGGCGCAGCUGGUAAACAUUUGGUUCUCUCAGGUUUGACACUCAUCAUAUGCAGCAUGUAAUAAGAUCAGUUACAAAACAGCACAACAGACAGCAGAAGAUGAGUUUUAAAACAACACAAAACGGGGGGACACCUACUUCAGAGACCUCCUCCUCCGGCCUGGACAGCUAGUUGGAACAAAAUGGUCUUCAGUUAUUUCUGGAAAGUGCUGAUUGUGGGGACCUGUCAUAUCUCAGCAGUGAUGCUGCUCCACAGAACAGCCACACCAAAAGUUACUGUGGAGCAGGCUUCUGAUAACCUUGGAGCUGGAAGGAGAAGCUCUCCGGCAGAACGCAGUGGCCCACUGGGUAAACAAGGGAUGCAGUAUUCUCUCAAGGUCCCUUGUCUUAAGAUGUACAGGGCUUUACGUGUUAGUACCAAAACCAUCUUGACCCAGUGGAGGAUCAGCAGCCAGUGCAAAUCGCACAAGCGAGGUGUAUUAUGUGUUGGCAGUAGUUUGUCCCCACAAGCAACCUAGCCACCAUAUUCUUCACCAGCUGCAGCCUCCAGACCAACCUUAAGGGCAGCCCCACACAGAGUUCAUUGCAGUAAUCCAGCCUUGAGAUUAGCAAUGCAUUCGCAGCUAUGUUCAAAGGAUCUCAAUCCUGCAAGAGUAACAGGUCAUUAAAAAACACUCCUAGCCUCCAAGGACACUUUAGCCUCCACCUAACAGAGCUGGAUUCAGGAGCAGGAGCGUUGGUAGAGAUCCCAGAGAAGUAAAUCCCAGAGUUCCUGGGAGUUCCUUUCCAGCUGUCCAUGUUGUUUAGAUUUUGGUGAGCAGUAUGCCUAAUGUGACAUUUCUAAGGUUUAUUUUGGAGGACGUGGAUGGGACGUGGGAGCGAAGGCAUCUCAUAACUCCCUACUCUUUACAUGUUUCAGGGAGCAGCCAGCCUCACGCAAGGGAACAAAACGGCUCCGGUCAGAGGAAGAGCCAAGAGGCAUUGAGGUGGUCCCCAUUGAUGAUCCAGGUGAGGAUGAGCCAAGAAUGGGGGCUUUUGUAUCCUGGUUGCUUCCGCUUCCUCUCUGAACCUCGGAGCUGGAGAAGCCGCCUGGAAGACAGUCUGAAAUGUUGUUGUUGCAGCUGCACUCACCCAGCAGUUCGAAGAGAUUUAGAGCAGUAUACAGCAGUUCUUUCCUGCUGUUUUCAUGUGGGACUCGUAGAGGAACAGAAGCCCGCAUAUGCAGAAAGUGCGUAGUGACAGUGUCCAGUGAUCUGAAUGAAAUUUAGGUACGUUUAGCCUGUAGAAAAGGAAGUUUGAGAAGGUGAUAUCACAGCCAUCUUCAAAUAUGUGAAGAUGGACCUUGCUUGUUUUUUGCUGCUACAGAGGGUAGGACCCAGACCAGUGGAUUCAAAUUGCAGGAAAGGAAACUCCCGUUAAGCAUUAGGAAGAACUUCUGUGGCAAUAAUUCAACAGUAGAACAGACUGUUUCAGAAUGUGAUAAACUUUCCUUCACUGGAAGUUUUUAAACAGAGGUUGUGUGACCUUCUGUUAGGGAUUAUGUAGUUGCGAUUUUUGUAUUGCGCGGGGUUGGGCUAGAUGAGUAUCGGGGGUCCCUUCCAGCUCUAGAGUUCUCUGAUUCUAGUGCUGCGGGGUGGUUUAUCAGUCCCAAAGCCACAGGGAAGACUUAACCCGAUAUUCCCCACAUCUGAAUGCAGCCUUUGUCUCUCUGCAGUGAAGCGAGCUCGUAUUCUGGACCCUGAGGGCCUGGCACUGGGCUCCGUCAUUGCCGCCUCCAAAAAGGCCAAGAGGGAUUUGAUUGAUGACUCUUUCAACAGGUAAUGGAGAGUAGGGAGGUGUUAGCAAGCUUCUACAUGUCCCUCAUCACCUUUUAACACAGAGAUUUGCAUGUGAGCAUGUGUCGCCGCAGAAGUGUGAUACUUCAAGACCUUGCACCUAGAGCUGCAGCCUGACGCACAGAUGCUCUGUUACACUUUAAUUACCAGGAGAGAUCACCAGUACAUCACAGCCCCAACUGGAGUGAAAAAGCAGGUGGUACUAAAUGCCAAGUAGAAGGUGGACAGUAAAGCCUGAUAUUUGUGGGGGUAGAAGGGCUCCAACUGCAGCUUUAACUGGAGCCGGCUGAUUUGAUCUUGACUUAUUUCGGCUACUUUCACCUGUGAGCAGGUAAUCCUGCUGCAAUUGGGUCCUCCAGUCAUCCCCGAUGUGGUAAAGCUGUGAAGAGUCUCUGCAAGAGUGCUUGUUCUGAGAGCUUGCCUUCUUUGAGCUAAGAAGCACACUUGAAAAGUUUCCCCAUCAUAAAGAGUGAACUGUGCCUCCAGUUUUAAUUUUAGGGAGGGGAGGGAAGCAGGUGCAUGUUUUGAUCUGCCUGCUUACUGCUCUUCCUGCCCCCAGAUACACCUUCAAUGAGGAAGAAGACGAGCUCCCUGAGUGGUUUGUACAGGAAGAGCACCAGCACCGGCGCAAGCCGUUGCCCCUGGAUCGGCAGACGGUGGAGGAGUACCGCCAGCGCUGGCGUGAGAUCAAUGCCCGGCCCAUCAAGAAAGUGGCGGAGGCCAAGGCCCGCAAGAAGCGGCGGGUAAGCAAGAGAGCAAGCUGCCCGUUCACGCGCACAGAGUGGGAAACUGCCCUUUUCCAGAUCAGAGGAUCUCUCCAUCCUUAUUGCCUUGAGUGGCAGCAGAUCUCCAGGUUUAUUCCAAACCCCACAGGAACCCUGCUUGCCUGCCCUCUCCCUCAGUGCCCUGACUGCUCUGUCCCUCUCCGCAGAUGCUGAAGAAACUGGAGCAGAUGAAGAAGAAAGCAGAGUCGGUGGUGAACACCGUGGACAUCUCUGAGCGUGAGAAAGCUGCUCAGCUGCGCAGGUAGGUCUUCAGCUUGGGGAGGGGGUGCUUCCUGUGGAGAACAGCAGGGUUGCUACAUGAAUCCCGCAGGGCUCACAGAGGGAGAUUCUGUUUCCUCUUGAGGUCUGCAGUGUGUAGAUAUCGCAAUAUUCUUCCAACUGCAGGGAGGGGUGGGGAACCUGAGGCAUUUCUAGAUGUUGCUAGGUUACAACUCCCAUCAGGCCAGGCUGGUGGGGCCUGAUGGGAGUUGCAGUCCCACAGCAGGGCUACUAGAGCCACCGUUCCUAACCAAUCACAGAGCGGCUUCCGUAGCGUUCCCAAACGAAUGAACCACCCAGGCUCUGGGGAAAGCCAGGCCUGCUGUGCUUCAGAUGUACCUAAAUCAAUCCCCUUGGAACCUGAUAAACUAGUUUUGUUGGGGCCAGGCUUCUAGGGUCAGAUUUCCAGACAGAGACUGGAGAGCUAGCAUGGUGCAAUGUUAACAGUCUGGGACUCAGGAGACCAUGGUUCAAAUCUCUACUCUGCCAUGAAGCCUGCUGGGUGACCCUGGGACAUUCACUGUCUCACAGCCCAAAUUUACCUCACAGAAUUGUUGUGAAAAGAAAGGAAGGCGCGACAACCUUUCUGUUUCAGAGGAAAGGCGGGAUAUGAAUUGAAUAAGUAAAAUAGCAACUAAAUAAACACAGGAGACUCAGGAGCAAUUGUUCAGGGUUCGAAGAGAAGCCUUGCGCUCGUAACUCCCCACUUUCCCUGUGUCCCUCCCCCCUUCUCCAACAACAGCAUUUACAAGAAGGCAGGGAUAGGCAAGGAGAAACGGCAGGUGACCUACCUUGUGGCCAAAAAGGGUGCUGGGCGGAAGGUCCGGCGCCCUGCCGGAGUCAAGGGCCACUUCAAAGUGGUGGACAGCCGCCUCAAGAAGGACAUGAGAGCCCAGAAACGCAAGGAGCAGAAGCCAAAACACCGGCAGCGGAAGAAGUAAACCACUUUGUCCUGCUGCUUCGUGGUUGCUAAGCGAGCAGGCCUUUUGCCACCCUUGAACAUGUCAGAAUCUCAAACUGCGCCCCAGGAGUCUCCAAGCAGCAGCUGACCAGGUUUGUUGAGAUGUCACAUGGAAUUUCAGAAUUCCUGGCGCUUGGUUUGGUGGCUGGUGGUGUGAGCUGUAUGUGCAUUGGGACAAGGUUGCCUGGGCUCAUUUUCUUGCUAUCCUGGCCCACUUGCAGCUCACCAGGCGUGUCUGUGGAGAGGCCUCUUCAUGAGUUACCUCCCUUCAAGGUGUCUGCCCUUGGUUAUUAAACAUUGUUUUCUCAUGAAC
Messenger RNA from Podarcis lilfordi (Lilford's wall lizard), 23977 nucleotides. The record is from the annotation of a GenBank genome assembly. Lineage: Eukaryota; Metazoa; Chordata; Lepidosauria; Squamata; Lacertidae.